Messenger RNA from Babesia ovata, 357 nucleotides. RefSeq names its product 60S acidic ribosomal protein. The coding region runs from base 1 to 357 and encodes 118 amino acids. Gene Ontology annotation, biological process: cytoplasmic translation; translational elongation. Gene Ontology annotation, molecular function: ribonucleoprotein complex binding; protein kinase activator activity; structural constituent of ribosome. NCBI's taxonomy places the organism in Eukaryota, Apicomplexa, Aconoidasida, Piroplasmida, Babesiidae. Gene Ontology annotation, cellular component: ribosome; cytosolic large ribosomal subunit. The transcript has a single exon. The record is from RefSeq and is a predicted model, not a curated record.
AUGGCAUCCGUCCCGAUGUCGCAGCUCUCCGCCGAGCAGCGCGACGAGCUGCUGUGCGUCUACUCAUCGCUCAUUCUCUACGACGAGGGCCUCGACAUCAACGCCGAGAACAUCACCAAGCUGAUCAACGCCGUCGGCGUUAAGGUCCAGCCCUUCAGGCCGAUGCUGUUCGCCAAGGCCCUGGCAGGCAAGAACAUCGCUGAACUCUUCGCUGGCGUUGGUGCCGCUGCUGCCGCCCCCGUUGCCGCGGCCGCCGCAGCUGCUCCCGCUGCAGGUGAGGCCAAGGGCGAGUCCAAGAAGGCCGAGCCUGAGCCCGAGGAGGAAGACGACGACAUGGGUUUCUCGCUCUUCGACUAA